GUAAUUAAGUAGUAUUUUUUUUAUUUAAAUUAGUAAAUCCAAUGAAAAGGUACGUUUUUCGCGGAUUUUAACUGAACUAUCGCGAUAAUUGUCGGAAAGCGUUCAACGAAGUGUUUUGUGCACUCCGCUACUUGGAAAUUCUGCCGUUACCGUUGUCAGCUGGUGGGAGGUUCGGUUUUGGGGUGUCUUAGGCAGGUUCGGCCCUUCAUUAUCUGGUAGAUUCACAUUUAACUGCUGGCCCAUAUUUUUGUUAGUGCACGCUCAGUUAGCGGUUAGCUUAGCUCGCUAACUAGCACAGUAAGCUAAAAACAUCAGCUAGAGACAGGUUCCCAAACCCUUAUAUGAAACACGGGUAUUAAUUAUCGAACUGUAACAGACGAAUGUUAGAGUGAAGUGAUGAAACUACGGCCCACAGACUGGACUUCCCAGGAGCUGUUGCCCAUCAGGUUCAUCUGACGCCAUGAGGGCAGUGGUGCUGCCUGUCUGAUCUCCGUUGGCCUCUAUGGAUGAUGUGGUUCUGCACUGUCGGCCUGGAUCAGCUUCUAGGCUCAGCUUUCUGCUGGAGACUGCAGAGAAGGUUCUGGAGCCAUUCUCAUGUCGGACUUCUCCAGUCUUCACCUCCUGGUUUCCUACCUCCGCUGACCACCAGCUGCCCAUUAGACCUGCCAGACCAGCUCCUGUCGUCACCUCCUCCACGGACAAAUUAACUUUUGAACCAAUCACCAGUGCCUCUGUAAAGACACAGCAAAGCAAAGAUGCCAUGCGUGGCUCCGAAACCCUGGACAAACUCCUACCAUUUUCACACUUCAAUAAACCCCGGGGUCGGACCAGACUGUCUCCUGGGAAACAGCCAGAGAAAGAUAAAGAUGGCCACACUGCUACAGACUGUCCGAUCAAACGGUCCUGGAGCGUGUUUUCACAGAGAGGAGUUCUGCUGCAGAGCUCCCAGUCUUUGUCCAAACAGUUCACCCACGUGGUGUCCAUCCACAGCCUCCACCUCCGCCAGAGGGCCAAGUGGGCGAUCAGUGAGGUCAACUGUGGGGCGGCCACCAGCAUCGAACAGGUGUGGCGGAAUCUGACCCGAUUUAUCCAAAGAGCCAAGCUGCCAACAUGCAACGCCAACAUCCAGAGGGAGCGGGCCGAGAUCUGGGUGUUCUGUGAUGUUCUCCAUGCUGAGCAAGUCGGGCAUUUUCUGAAGGAACAGCUGCAGCUGUCGGGCAGGAUCAGCCUGUCCGUGCACAGACUGGGGAACAUCUUUAGCUUGUAGAGCUGGAGUCAUUCAUGGGUUGAUGACAUGCCCAGCUAUUGAAACACUGCAAAUGCAUUUUUUUCAUGUCUAAAUAAAAAACAAACAUUUCGGAAAAA
Messenger RNA from Betta splendens (Siamese fighting fish), 1365 nucleotides. RefSeq lists its product as uncharacterized. The record is from RefSeq and is a predicted model, not a curated record. NCBI's taxonomy places the organism in Eukaryota, Metazoa, Chordata, Actinopteri, Anabantiformes, Osphronemidae. The transcript has 3 exons. Gene Ontology annotation, biological process: positive regulation of isotype switching; positive regulation of double-strand break repair via nonhomologous end joining; negative regulation of double-strand break repair via homologous recombination. Bases 503 to 1267 code for a protein of 254 amino acids.